Messenger RNA from Recurvomyces mirabilis, 1632 nucleotides. RefSeq lists its product as uncharacterized. NCBI's taxonomy places the organism in Eukaryota, Fungi, Ascomycota, Dothideomycetes, Mycosphaerellales, Teratosphaeriaceae. The record is from RefSeq and is a predicted model, not a curated record. The transcript has a single exon. The coding region runs from base 1 to 1632 and encodes 543 amino acids.
AUGUCCAACGCCCAGUCCAGCGCUGCUCUCGAUACCAUGCAGCACAAUCGGCUAUCUGCUCAAAUUCAGGUAAGCUGCUUUCAUACCCACCACAGAAUCAUCGUCCGCUACCCUGAUUUUUCAGUCGUAGAUGCCGAUCAAGAAGAUGAAACCGACCAAACUGACUUCACUAUGGUGGACAUGAGCAACUUUCAAGACACACCAGAAAGGUACGAUCCAACAGUGCCAUUAAUCCAGCAUCCGGCCGUUGAAGCCCAUGCAGGCCGCGACAACAGCCACGAGACGAGCACAUUCGUCCUCAUUCCGACAACCAAAUUACUGCAUGGUCCCGAGAACUUCAACAACCUUGCACAAGUGGGACUAGAUGCUCUUUUGCUUGAUAUGUACUGCGCCCAAAGCUACAUUGGUGAGACAUAUCUAAGCAUGAUAACGUCUAACAUGGUCAUCGACCGCAAUGGUACGGUGGAGGAGUGGGCUCGAGUCAUUAGAUCAACCAGAUAUCGCAGAGACAAUCACCAAAAGCCUCGCGUGUCGAAGCAGGAAUACAAUUUCCCUCUUGUCGACCUCCUGGACUCUGACACAAGGACUAUUACUAAGGAUGUGGCCGUUGAUCAGUUGGUACGCUUGUACGUUCGAUCGGACGCGAGAGCUUACAGACAUGCUAAUUUCAUGGCGAGUAUAGCAGAGUUCGAGAUCGAGACUCCGAGUCCGAAAUUCAAAGCGCCUCGUCACGAAGACGAUCUAGCUCAUGCCUUACGAGGGACACUAACGCUCGCAGACCCGACAACGCUUGCGCAUCCGGAUAACAAGAACUGCUACGUCUGUACGGACGCCUACAAUUCUACGACGACCAUCGCCGUGAACGUUCCCUGCACCGGCAACCACAUAGCUUGCGCAGACUGUAUCGUCAAGUGGGCCACGGACCGAGGUCUCACCGCCGCUUCGUGCCCGCUGUGCAGACAGAAGCUCUUCAGGGAUCCGCUGGAGAACCAGAACAUCGCUUUCGGUCUGACAAACGGUCUUUACCACCACGACAACAGGUACACAGCCUGGGAGAACUUCGAGCGCAGCUGCGCCGAUCUCGACCUCUCAGCCGCUGACAAUUCCAACACCUGGAUUGUGGUGAACACUGCUUUACUGACUGGCAGCUGGGAACACAUCACCCAAGGCGCCUUCCUCGAGCUAACCGACGCCGACAGCGUAGAAGCUACCUGGCACAAUCCUCUCGCCUCUCCCGAAUGGAGGCUCGUGGAGCAAGCGAUCCGGCAUUACCUUGUCCAAUGUUCAGGCAUCGAGUUCCAGGUCAAAGCCCUGCAUACCGAUCUCAUGCACUAUGUCUUCGGGGUCUUCAACAUCCAGUUUCGAGAAGUGGGCUUGGAUCGUUUCCUGACGGAAGACGAGGUGAAUGAUCUGGCUAGCGACCCCAUGUUCCUGGCUACGUAUCCACUAGGUGUGCGUCCGGGCUUGAGGGAGCUGUUGCAUAGGUGCUUGCAUCGAAUGCUUCGCCUGAUUGAGGUGAGGAAGUGCGAUUGCCAUCCUGACUUCCAUGGACAUGGGCUUAGGAUUUAUUACAGUCCUGUUAGCUUCACCGCACCUGUAAUUGAUCGUGAUGGGGAUGUGAUGAUGGAGUAG